AUGUUCUCGCGAUCCUACACCAACCUGCUCGAUCUCGCCAAUGGGAAUCUCUCGGCACUCGACUACGGGGGUUCCAGCGGGGGUGGCGGCGGGCGGCCGCCGCGGCCGAGGCGGAUGCAGAGGACGUUGACGACGCCGGGCACGCUGGCGGAGCUCGACGAGGAGCGCGCGGGGAGCGUAGCUUCGGACGUGCAGUCGUCGCUCGCCAACGACCGCAUCAUCGUUGUCGCCAAUACGCUCCCCGUGCGCUGCGAGCGCCGACCCGACGGCCGCGGCUGGACCGCUGAGCAGGAAGACGUCGCGCAGGCGCUCCUCGACAGGUUCCGCUGCGUACCGGCCUUCCUCCCCAAGGACCUCUCCGACCGCUUCUACCACGGCUUCUGCAAGCAGACCCUGUGGCCGCUCUUCCACUACAUGCUCCCCUUCACCUCCGACCACGGUGGCCGCUUCGACCGCUCCAACUGGGAGGCCUACGUCCUUGCGAACAAACUCUUCUCGCAGCGCGUCAUCGAGGUCCUCAACCCCGACGACGACUACAUCUGGAUCCACGACUACCACCUCCUGGCGCUCCCCUCUUUCCUGCGCCGCCGAUUCAACCGCCUCCGCAUCGGAUUCUUCCUGCACAGCCCAUUCCCAUCAUCGGAGCUCUACCGUAGCCUGCCCGUCCGUGACGAGAUCCUCAAAUCCUUGCUCAACUGUGAUCUCAUUGGCUUCCAUACCUUUGAUUACGCCCGCCAUUUCCUCUCUUGCUGCAGCCGCAUGCUCGGAAUCGAGUACCAAUCCAAGAGAGGCUACAUUGGGCUCGAUUACUUUGGCCGCACUGUGGGGAUAAAGAUCAUGCCUGUUGGGAUUAACAUGGUGCAGCUUAAAUCGCAGCUCCAGCUUCCUGAUCUCGAGUCGCGUGUUGCAGAGCUACGGAAGCAGUUUCAUGGGAAGACUGUCUUGCUUGGUGUGGAUGAUCUGGACAUAUUCAAGGGGAUUAACCUGAAGAUUCUUGCGUUUGAGCAUAUGCUCAAGACACACCCAAAAUGGCAGGGCCGAGCAGUGCUAGUGCAGAUUGCAAACCCAAGGGGUGGUAGUGGGAAGGACGUGCAAGGAUUAAAGGCUGAGAUCGAGGAAAGUUGCACGAGGAUUAAUCAACAGUUUGGGCGGUCGGGGUAUAGUCCUGUGGAGCUUGUUUAUAGGACAUUGUCGAGUGUGGAAAGGAUGACAUAUUACACUCUGGCUGAGUGCGUCGUUGUUACUGCAGUGAGGGAUGGGAUGAACCUCACACCAUAUGAGUACAUUGUGUGUAGACAGGGGAUUCCUGGUUUGGAUGGUGGUGAUGCACCAAAGAGGAAAAGUAUGCUAGUUGUGUCAGAAUUCAUAGGUUGCUCGCCAUCAUUGAGUGGAGCAAUCCGGGUGAACCCUUGGAACAUUGAUACAACAGCAGAGGCAAUGAACGAGUCCAUUGCUUUGUCAGAGAAUGAAAAGCAAUUGCGCCAUGAGAAGCAUUAUCGAUAUGUCUGCACACAUGAUGUUGCCUAUUGGUCUAAGAGCUAUAUUCAUGAUCUGGAGAGAAGCUGCAGGGACCAUUUUAGGAGGAGGUGCUGGGGUAUUGGACUUGGAUUUGGAUUUAGAGUGGUUGCUCUAGACCGCAACUUCAAAAAGCUUACAGUGGAUUCUAUUGUUGCUGAUUACAAGAAGUCGAACAGCAGGGUUAUACUUCUGGACUAUGAUGGAACUCUAGUACCACAAACUACGAUCAAUCGAACUCCAAAUGAGACUGUUGUUAACAUCAUGAAUGCUCUUUGUGCUGAUAAGAAGAAUGUUGUUUUCAUUGUAAGUGGAAGAGGUAGGAGUAGCCUUGAGAAGUGGUUCAACUCUUGCCCUGAGCUUGGCAUUGCGGCUGAACAUGGUUACUUUAUGAGGCGAACCAGAGAUGAGCAAUGGCAAAUAAAUAACCAGUGCUCAGAGUUUGGAUGGAUGCAAAUGGCUGAGCCAGUAAUGAACCUGUAUACAGAAGCUACUGAUGGUUCGUAUAUCGAAACCAAAGAGAGUGCUUUGGUCUGGCACCACCAAGAUGCUGACCCUGGUUUUGGAUCUGCACAAGCAAAAGAAAUGUUAGAUCAUUUGGAGAGUGUUCUUGCCAAUGAGCCAGUCUCUGUGAAGAGUGGCCAACACAUUGUAGAGGUUAAACCUCAGAGUGUCAGCAAGGGAUUUGUCGCGGAGAAGAUCCUAUCGAUGCUGACAGAGAAUAAAAGACAAGCAGAUUUUGUCCUCUGCAUAGGUGAUGAUCGAUCAGAUGAGGAUAUGUUUGAAGGAAUAGCUGAUAUUAUGAGGCGGAGCAUUGUUGAUCCCCAAACCUCGCUCUAUGCCUGCACAGUCGGCCAGAAACCAAGCAAGGCCAAGUAUUAUUUGGAUGAUACUAAUGAUGUUUUGAACAUGCUCGAGGCACUUGCAGAUGUAUCAGAGGAGGUUGGUUCACCAGAAGAAUUGGAGAUACUUUCUCCGUCGGAGGAGGCAUGA
Molecule: messenger RNA, 2508 nt
Organism: Triticum turgidum subsp. durum (durum wheat)
Lineage: Eukaryota; Viridiplantae; Streptophyta; Magnoliopsida; Poales; Poaceae
Source: the annotation of a GenBank genome assembly